AUGGCAAUGGUGGCCCAUGUUGACGAAGCUCCCGACUACUAUCAUGUAUUGGGUCUGCUGCCCGAAGCAACUUCCGAUGAGGUUCGAGGCGCGUAUAUACGAGAAGCAAUCAGGUGGCAUCCUGAAAGGAACAUUGAUGAUCAGAAUGCAACUGAGAGAUUCAGGCUUGUAGCCGAUGCUUAUUACGUCUUGAGUGAUGCUGCGAGAAGGAGAGUCUACGAUUCAGCAAGAGCAAACGAUCAACAACAAAUUCAACCAUUGCAAGUCGAUGCAAACGGAACCUUUGCUGACGUAUUCGCGGAGCUACUACGACCAGAAGUCGAACAUCCUUCACAUAUUUACGGCACACUUGGCGCUGUUUCUGGAGCAAUAUUGGGGUUCAUCACAGCAAACAUGGUUGGCGCUGUGGCUGGCUUUGCUGCUGGUGGAGCACUAGGCAAAGUGCGAGACGCAAAAGGUGUAUCGGUCUAUGAUGCAUUCACAAAAUUGUCCAGCCCUCAACGACGUCAAAUAUUGGAAAGGAUUGCAACGCAAAUACUUGGUGUGGCAAUGUCAGGAACGUCCGGCACGAUCAAUAAUCUGUUGAUGUAG
Molecule: messenger RNA, 591 nt
Organism: Synchytrium microbalum
Lineage: Eukaryota; Fungi; Chytridiomycota; Chytridiomycetes; Synchytriales; Synchytriaceae
Exons: 6
Coding region: 1-591 (196 amino acids)
Cellular component (GO): nucleus; cytoplasm
Molecular function (GO): protein folding chaperone; protein-folding chaperone binding
Source: RefSeq, a predicted model, not a curated record